AUGGCCGGUGGUAGGGUAUAUAGCGGUGGUGCUUCUUCGUCCAGCUUAAGUGUUUUGCUUCAGAAUCAGAGGGGUCCUUGUGCUUCUGAGCCUCUUGAUUCUCUGUUCCUUUCUGGGUCUUCUAAUUCUUCCUCUGCUUCUCCUUUUCUUGGUUCAAGAUCUAUGGUGAGUUUCGAAGAUGUUCGUGGAGGAAAUGGAUCGAAUAGGUCAUUGUUCCACCAGUAUGAGCACGAAGACAAUGGGGACGACGACUUAGAUGAGUAUUUCCAUCAACCUGGAAAGAAGAGGCGGCUAACUGUUGACCAAGUCCAGUUUCUUGAGAAAAGCUUUGACAUGGAGAACAAGCUUGAACCGGAAAGGAAAAUCCUUCUCGCAAAGGACCUAGGCUUGCAGCCUAGGCAAGUUGCAAUAUGGUUCCAGAACCGCCGGGCAAGGUGGAAAAAUAAACAGCUGGAGAAGGAUUACGAGGUUUUGCAAGCCAACUACAAUAGUCUCAAAGCUGAUUGUGAGAGCCUUGCUAAAGAAAAUGAAAAACUAAAGGCUGAGGUUCUUGUUCUCUCGGAAAAGCUGCCCCACAAAGAGAAAGAGAGUGGAACCUCAGAACUCUCUGAUACCAACAAAGUGUCUCAAGAGCCAACGCAGAAUCCAACAGCUGAUUCGCUUUCAGAGUGUGAAGUAUCCAAAGUCUCAGCUGUGGCCUCUAAGCAGGAAGAUCUUAGUUCAGGCAAGAGUGAUAUAUUUGAUUCAGAUAGCCCACAUUACACUGAUGGGGUUCAUUCUUCAAUAUUGGAGCCUGGUGAUUCUUCAUAUGUUUUUGAACCUGAUCAGUCUGACCUUUCCCAAGAUGAAGAAGAUAACUUGAGCAAAAGCCUGUUGCCUCCAUACAUCUUCCCAAAGCUCGAAGAUGUUGAUUACUCCGACACGCCUGCAAAUUCAUGUAAUUUCGGAUUCCCAGUGGAAGAUCAUGCCUUUUGGUCCUGGUCUUACUAA
Messenger RNA from Prunus armeniaca (apricot), 990 nucleotides. NCBI's taxonomy places the organism in Eukaryota, Viridiplantae, Streptophyta, Magnoliopsida, Rosales, Rosaceae. The record is from the annotation of a GenBank genome assembly.